AUGGACGUCUCUCAGGCGAUUUCAGGCUACAUCGCCAAGAUAGUGAUGCCAGCGGGCGAGUCGUCAUCGUCAAAAAUGAAGAUUUUAAUUUUGGACAGAGACACAGUCCCGAUUGUCUCAACAGCCAUAACGCAGUCAAACCUUCUCAACCACGAGGUCUACCUGACUGAUCGCCUGGACAAUACUGCCAGAGAGAAGAUGAGGCAUCUACGCUGCCUCUGUCUCGUGCGCCCCUCACCAGAGACCAUCCAGCUCCUGAUUGACGAGCUAAGAGACCCCAAAUACGGCGAAUAUCAUUUCUACUUUACCAAUGUGGCGAAGAAGUCUUCACUUGAGCGAUUGGCUGAGGCGGAUGAUCACGAAGUUGUCAAGGUUGUCCAAGAGCACUUUGCUGACUACACGGUCAUAAAUCCAGACCUUUUCAGCUUCGAGAUUCUGCUACCAAGAUGGCGUAUUUUUGCGGGCAACCCGGAGACUUGGAAUCCAGAUUCUCUCCAACGAUGUGCGGAUGGAUUAGUGGCUGUUUUGCUAUCGCUCAAGAAGAAACCGCUCAUUCGAUACGCAAAGAGCAGUUCUAUGGCAAAGAAGCUGGCUACCGAAGUUCGGUACCUCAUGACCCAGGAAGAACAGCUGUUUGAUUUCCGAAAAGUCGACACGCCGCCAAUCUUGCUGGUUCUCGAUCGUCGCGAAGACCCCGUUACCCCGCUACUGACACAAUGGACCUACCAAGCUAUGGUGAACCAUCUUCUCGGUAUUCAAAAUGGCCGUGUGAAUCUUGAGGACGUGCCCGACAUCCGACCAGAGUUGCGAGAAAUCAUUUUAUCACAAGAUCAAGACCCUUUCUUCAAGAAGAACAUGUUUCUCAAUUUCGGAGAUCUUGGGAGUUCGAUCAAGGAAUACGUGGAGCAGUAUCAAUCAAAGACAAAGAAUAAUGCCGACAUUGAAUCGAUUGCUGAUAUGAAACGCUUCAUUGAAGAAUAUCCCGAGUUUCGAAAGCUAUCUAGCAACGUCAGCAAACACGUCACCCUCGUCUCCGAACUUAGCAGACGUGUUGCAGCUGAGAAUUUGCUGGAAGUCAGUGAGCUAGAGCAGAGUCUAGCCUGCAAUGACAAUCACAACAACGACCUACGGUCGAUACAAACGCUACUGCAAAACCCGCAAGUGACAGCUGACAGCAAAGUUGCGCUGGUGACUUUAUAUGCUCUGCGCUAUCAUAGACAGCCGUCCAACUCUUUGCCGAUGCUCACCGAUCUUCUCGUGGCAGCUGGUAAUGUGCAGCCGCGCCAAGCCGCCAUGGUAGACAAGGUACUUGCGUACCACACAUCUCUGCACUCCUCGCAAGCGCAGGGUGGCAUUUCCGACAUAUUCGAAUCGGGAGGAAUAUUUGCCGGUGCCUCUAACCGCUUCAAGGGCCUCAAGGGCGUGGAGAAUGUUUACACACAACAUACGACACUGCUCGAAAGCACGCUUCAAAACCUCGUCAAAGGCCGCUUAAAGGAGCAACAAUACCCAUUUGUUGACGGAGGAGGAACUACCAGGGACAAGCCGCAGGAUAUCAUCGUCUUUAUGGUUGGAGGUGCAACAUACGAAGAAGCGAAAAUGAUUGCAGGCAUCAACGCAACGACCCCGGGCGUUCGAGUUGUCUUGGGAGGGACAUCAAUUCACAAUACCAGUACCUUUAUGGAGGAGGUAGACGACGCAGUCAGCUCGUGGCCCGACAUCCGAGCCCGCAGAUAG
This is a messenger RNA of Akanthomyces muscarius, 1737 nucleotides long. RefSeq lists its product as uncharacterized. The coding region runs from base 1 to 1737 and encodes 578 amino acids. The record is from RefSeq and is a predicted model, not a curated record. The transcript has 2 exons. Lineage: Eukaryota; Fungi; Ascomycota; Sordariomycetes; Hypocreales; Cordycipitaceae. Gene Ontology annotation, biological process: vesicle-mediated transport; intracellular protein transport. Gene Ontology annotation, cellular component: Golgi membrane.